Aplosporella prunicola CBS 121167 is the source of this 977-nucleotide messenger RNA. RefSeq lists its product as uncharacterized. The transcript has 3 exons. The record is from RefSeq and is a predicted model, not a curated record. NCBI's taxonomy places the organism in Eukaryota, Fungi, Ascomycota, Dothideomycetes, Botryosphaeriales, Aplosporellaceae. Gene Ontology annotation, biological process: endocytic recycling; lysosomal transport; Golgi vesicle transport. Gene Ontology annotation, cellular component: membrane; EARP complex; GARP complex. Bases 57 to 896 code for a protein of 279 amino acids.
AGCUUCCCCACAUCAUCUUACUCACUGCCGAAACCACGCACCUAAAGCCGCCCAACAUGUCGACAAUAGCCUCCCCGCGCCCUUCCAUGUCCAUUAAGUCGCCCGUCGGCAGCACGCGCACAUCCCUCGACGUCCCCCAGGGCUCAGCAAUCCGUUCGACUAGCCCGCGCCCACGCCGCAACCGCGUCGCCCUCCGCGACUACUACAAUCUUAAGUCGCCUACCUCCGAACAUGGCAAUGUCGGAUCGCCAGGGCUGGGUAUCGAGAGCGUGAAGGAAGAGGUGGAAAUUAGCGAGCUGGAUAAGGAGGGAUUUGACGCCGAGGCAUACGUUAAAGAGACAUUAGCGAAGGAAGGCCUUCAGGGCGUAUUAAAGGUCGAGGCGGGAUUAGUUAGCCAGAUCAGAGGCCUCGACGGCGAGCGCAAAGCCUUGGUGUAUGACAACUAUUCGAAGUUGAUCGCCGCUACAGAUACGAUUCGCAAGAUGCGCACCAACAUGGACCCUCUCACGCCAGCAACCUCCACUCUCUCCCCCGCCAUAUCCCACAUCGCUGAGACAGCUUCCGCGCUUUCGGCUUCGAUAACGGACCACGCUGGCAUCAAGAAACAAACGGAGCAGAAGAACGACCCCAAGGAGCAGCAACGGCAGACUGUGCGCUGGGUCUUGGAUACACCUCGUCGGCUGCGCGCUAAGCUGUCCAAUGGUGAACGGGAGGCUGCCGAGGCGGACUGGGAAGAUGUGCGCAAGGUGCUAGACAAGUGGCAUAGUGUCAAUGGCGUGGAUUCCGUGCGUAAUGCGUGCGAAGAUAUCCUGAGCAACGAGAGCGGCAACGAGACCGGUAAUGAGACUGGCAAUGAGACUGGUAACGAGACUGGUAAUGAGACCGGCAAUGAAUAAACGAAUCACUGUGCCGGAUUGCUAAGCUAGAAUCUUGAGCACACUGAUGAUCAGGCCGAUGACAUCCGUAUACCCAUGUCC